AUGGCCGACGUCCGAUCGCUACUUCGCAGCGAAUUAGCUUCCCGCAAGGGCACAUCUCAACCAAAUGCGACAGCAAAUCGGAUCACUAAAAAGCGCAAGGUCGACAGUGGAGAUGGAGUAAUGCGAAAGAAGAUACGCGCCGCUGAAGUAGACGCAUUGCGGUCUACCUCUGUCGCACUAAGCACCGAAAAUACUCCAAAGGAAGAAGGUUCGGGACAAGUCGAGGAUGAUGUCGCCGGCCCAGAAUUUCCCGACAAUGAACAACAAGAGACUGUUGAGCCAGCCGCAGACCUCGCAGAAGAACCAACUACGCAACCACCCCAAGAUCCAUCCACGCCUAUUGACGAAGAAGCAUGGGCAGCAUUUGAACGCGAGGUCGCCGCGCAGUCUGAUGAGCCCCAUGCACCAGUCGCCGUUACAGCUGAGGCUACUAUAUCUGCAGCCCCAGUGACAGCUGCAGAACUCGCUGCGCAGCAAGAGAGAUCCAAGGCAUCCUCAGCCCGCACUCGUGAGACAGAGAUGGAAGGAGAGCGAGAGGAUGCCGCACGGCUGUUGGAGGAAGAGUUUGAUGAGAUGGAUCAGUUGGAGGAGCGGGUGCGAAGACUCAAAGAAAAACGCGAGGAGCUGCGGAAAGCCCGUGCCGAAGGUCAAACACAGGACGAACCGAUGGUAUCUGGCGCAGUGGAGCAGGAUGAGAGUGAGAGUGAAGAUGAUGACGACGAGGAUUGGGAUGAUUGGAGAUUUAAAUGA
This is a messenger RNA of Penicillium vulpinum, 750 nucleotides long. RefSeq lists its product as uncharacterized. The record is from RefSeq and is a predicted model, not a curated record. The transcript has a single exon. Lineage: Eukaryota; Fungi; Ascomycota; Eurotiomycetes; Eurotiales; Aspergillaceae. The coding region runs from base 1 to 750 and encodes 249 amino acids.